AUGGAGCUCACCGCGUUACCCAUGCGUCGCGUCCAACCCUCGCCACGAGCGGCGCGUAAAAGCGAGUGGCUCAAGAGCGCCCUGGCUCAUCACCACUGCCCUGAUCCCGGCGUAGAGAACGAGAUCGUUGUACUCGCCACAGGGAUUGACCAAUACCUGCAGGAGGUAUUCCACCACCUAGCCCACCCGAACCAGGAUGAUACGGUAUCUGCAGAGGAUUUUAUCGAGCUGUGCGCCGUGCUGGGACUCACCAAGGUGGAGAAAGAAAACAGGACUGAUAAGGAAGGAUCUAGAGAUGAGGACAAAGAUGAGGAGGAUGAAGAGUUUGUGGAUUUGUGCUCUGAGCUGCCAUGCAAGCUCUCGUUUAAGAACUUCCACUCGCGUCUCUGUGGAUAUUUCCGUCUGCGGAGUGCACGCAGAGGCACCGGGGAAUGUGCUUUACGCCUGCCCGUCACAGAAGACACGGAGCUGGUAGAGAGGCAGAUCCGGGUCCGGUGGCCUCGUGCAAGACGGAGAAAGUGUGUGAGUUUUGAUCUAACGGGGGAGCAUCACGGAGUCUCCAAGAGAUCCACGAAAGGUCGAACAGCAGAAGAGUCCGGUAAGUUGUAGAGGGCCUAUUUUGAUGCCACCUGUGCCGAUCAAGGAAUUCAGGAUGUUGACUCCACAGCUGUCAAGGCUUUUAAAGGGAAUGACCUAACCCUAACCCUAACCCGUGUUUCUGUUUUUAGCUCUCACCUUAGCAGUGUGGUUCCACAAUCUGACUGUUUUUAUUCAUCAUCGGUGUGACCAUACACUCAUCUUAGGACCCCAGACAAGAAGAGGGUGUUCCCUUGUGGCCACUGUGGUUUGUCCACCAUAGAUUUGCAUCUGAUUUGUUUUGUUUCCUUAACCAUCCGUUCACCCUCUUACAUAAGAAAGAACUGAGGAACAGUUUAUUCAAGUGAAACUACAAAAACACACAACAACAGUGGUAAUAAGGUGAUGAUAUUUACUUCCUUUGUUACCUUGUUCUGUGUGGUGGCAGGCCCCGCCCCCCUCUUUGACCCUUCAAUUAUUUUUGGAUUAAAACUAUAAAGUGAAUAAAUAGUAGAAAACAAUCAGAGAUAUCAAUCAUCUGACAAGAAACUAAUAAGUCAGUAACUUUUCAGGGCAGAAGAUGUGGCGUCCAUGAUUUCCAAAAAGAAUGUCAAAGUUUUGAUUCAUCAGGCUAAAAGAUGCUUUUCUUCUUCCCCAUAGUCUAUCUUAAACGGUCAUAAGCACGACUAUGUCCUUCUGCUCGGUUUCUUCUUUCAUUGUGAAGUUUGGAUCUGCAUUCUCAGUGUUUAUUGACGGUGGCUCUGUGCCAAUGUCUGUCAUUGAUGCCCUGAGGCCUCAAACAUCUCAGCCGUCCUGUAGGAGUUUUAUACAGGAUCGGAGUCUUUUAUCUGAGACAUGCAGCCUCUCCUGAGUGAUCUUUUUAUUCUUAGCCAUGUUGCUAACCUGCAGCAGGAUUCAUUUUAUUCAGGUUUCCACGGCUUUUAAAAUGUCUGCUUGUUUCUUUCGGCCUUUUUCUCUUUUUUAGAAAUGUUACCCACUCAAGCCAGUUGAUCAAACCCCAAUCUAAAAAAGUUUGGACACUUAUGCUGAUUAAAAAAAAAAUGUUUUAGUUUGUUUUCAAGUCAUUUCAGUCCAAACAGUGCAAAGAAAACAUAUUUAAUGUUCACACUGAAAUAAAUUGUUUUACGCAAAUUGUAUUAAAUUUGAUGCAAACAACGUUAAAGUCAAGUAUGUGCAUGAAUUUGACUUGUACCUGGUUAAAAGUAAAGAAAGGUCCCUGCACUUCAAAUUUCUCUCUAUUCUUAGUGCUGCACGAUUAAUCGAUUUUAUAAUCGUAAUUGGAUCAUUUGAUUAAGACGAUGUUAAAAAAAUUAAAAUCAUCAAAUCAAUUUUCCUCUCUCAUGUCUCCGGCCUCCAGGCCACCGUAGACUCCCCCUUCCUGCGAGAGCUCUCCCCAGUUCCCGCACACACCAGUGUAAACAAACAUGAUGUUUGUAAAAGAAGGCGAUAAUUUUGUGGCUAAGUAGGACAAGAGCGAGUCAGUCGUGUGGAAUUGGUACGGCUUCACAGUUUCAGACAACGAGCAAACCACUCUCUGCUGUAAAGUCUGUCUGAAGGCGGUAUCAGCCCAUCCACAAAAAAAAAUUCAGGAGUAAACGCAAAAGUUUUUUGUCGUAUCGACGUUUCAUCCACAUGGAAACAACGUUUCAGGUGACUGUAAACGGUACUUUUUGAAAGCGGGUCAGAGAGUGCAUAAAUCCGUAAACGACUACCAUUUCAUCUCCGUGUGGAUACCUAUCUGCAUCUCUCGAAUCAUUUAUGUUACACACGGCGUAACUCCUAUGGCGCCUGCAUGUGUCCAAAGCAAUCUUUAUACGCAUACUCCGUACUCUUCUUCUGUCGUUUGUGCAUUUCCUUGACAGCAUGACAGCACCACUUAUUGGCUUGGCAUAUGCAAUAAUUGUUUUCAGGGGUUUCGUUUUCAGAGAUGACAGAAAAACUUAUCAUUAAAGGGAAGUUUAGUGAAGUUGUCACUGAAUAAAAAAAUCCAAAUUGAAAAUCGAGUUUUUGGGGGAAAAAAAUAGGAUGUAAUUUUUGGCCAAAAUCGUGCAGCCCUAAUUCUUCUGUCCUUGCAGUCCCUCCGAUUUCCCCAAUAACACACCUCCUCGUACACUGAUAAUGGACAGUGCAGUGUAAGUUCUAGCUUGCUCCAAGCAUAUUCAGGCACACUGAUGGCUUUGCCUUUGCCUGCCGGUGGAGAGGAUUGGACAGUUUUCCUGUAAGAGAACAGUCUGCUACUAGUCACAGUUGCAGAUGUCACAGAGACACACUAAUAUUUAGACUGAAAAUAAAUGAAGAAAAAAACACAAAUAUCCAGUGACUGGUUUUCACUUUUGGUCAGUUGGUGUCUUCCAAAGAGAGAGAGGAAAUAUGAGGAGGAGAAGGCGGUGAUGGUAUCUACCAAAUGGUUGCAGUCUGGGGUUAGAGUAUGUGGCAGACUUGAGCUUGAGUUAAAGCUAAAUGAACAACCCUCACACCAAACCUGACCAUGUGUCCUCUUGUCUACUCCGCUCAUUUUCUUUUCCAGAUGAAGCCGCGGCCCUAAGGGAGCUGGUGGAAGACCUCCGCUCUGCCCUGCAAGGGAGUGACGCUCGCUGCUUGGCCUUAGAGGUGGCCCUCAGACGAGAGAGGAGCCGCAGACUCCCUUCACCGUCCAGGCGUAAAACCUCAGCUUCAUCUCCUACAACCUCUAUCACUCUUAAAGAUGGAAAACUGGUCCCAACACUCAGAAUCAAAGGGCAGGGCAGUGUUGGAGGACUAGAGGGGGGAAGGAGACUGGGCAGAAGACGAGACAUCAGGGACCCCCUCCUGAGGGAGCUGAGACUGAUCCGCUCCUCACGGGACGGGCAGCUUGAGGAGGCCAUCAAAUUUAAUGAGCGUCUGGAAGAGGAGCUGCGAUGGGCGUACCAGGAAGUACGUAAACUUCAGGGGGUGGAGUCAGCACUGAGGAAGGAGAACACUCACAUCAGGUUAGAGGAGUUACUUGAUGUUUUGUGGGAACAAUGGCUGAAUAUGAAAAGACUAGUAUAAUAAUAUUGGAUAACUCCCAUCAGGCGGCGAGCUGAGGAGGCCAGGGAGGCCCUGAGCUUGGGGCUCCAGAGGGUUCGGACGAUCCAGGAGCAGGCUCAGUCAGUGCCGCAGCUUCAGUCUCGGAUCACCCAGCUGGAGACUGAACUACACCAGUACAGGUGCAAAGAGAGUGUGUGUGUGUGUGUGUGUGUGUGUGUGUGUGUGUGUGUGUGUGUGUGUGUGUGUGUGUGUGUGUGUGUGUGUGUGUGUGUGGUCCAAAGCGGGUGCCCGGGCAUGUUUACGCAUCCAUUUACACAUCAUUUGCCUCUAAGCUCCGCUGAUUUGAAAUUCAAUGCGUUUAAGCCGAGAGACUUAGUAACCCAGAAGCCUCGCUCUGUGUCAGUGCUGAGAAAAGUAGACUAGGUUAAUUUUCAGUAAACACUACUGUACUGACACUAAACAAAGACUCUUUCUCCAACCUCCCAUUGGAACAUGAUCCAGUGCUUUAGGGGCUGGUUCAAACCUGCUCUGAUGGCCUUUUAUAAACAGUCGUAGUAUUUUAGUAUCUUCAACUAUGUAUGGUGAUGAAUCCUCGUCUAUUAAACAUGUCACAGCUGAGUGUUUUGUUUAAUAGCAAAGAAAAUUAAGUGUCUCAAUCUCGCAGCUCUCACUGACUUUUAGUACACAAGCUUCUUUAGUGUUAGGCUCUUUAAACCAUAAAUUUGGCUUUAUAAGAGGUAUAUUUUCCUGUGGCUUUUCCACCCCCAGUUCCUGCUGCACCUGCAUCCCCAACCCCGCCCAUCAACAGAGCAGCCUGAUGGGAGGAGAAGACACCCAUGGCAAGACAGGUGAGUGACAGAGGAGAGAUUUGCACUGAGCAGUUGGGGCGUAAGAGUCAGUUUUAUAUCAGCUGUGCUUUUCCACGUUUCCUUUUUUUACAGACAAUCUGAUGUGUCUCACUGAUUCUAGUAAGACAGUCUAUUUUGGGGUCUCCUCUUAUUCAACAUUUACAUGCUUACUCCCUGGAGUGAAUCCUACAUACAGUAGAAUUGGACUCUAAGGGUCUGAUCUACUAAAGGUUUGCAUGUACAAAAACACUUGUAAACUGUCAAAUGAGCAAAACAGCACGUGCAAUCCAUUUAGCGUGUUUGCCUUCAUGAAUAUGCAGAUUGUUUGUAGAUCAUCCGAACACGUAAAGCUCUGUGAGGAGCAGAUGCAAAUGGAGUCAUUUAGCACCCGCAAUGUGAUUUAUCAAACCUGGAAAUCGAUUAUGGUCGCUGUUUUUGCGUCUAUAUUUAGCACGUUUGAAAGGCAGGUGCAAACUGGCACAGUGUUAUGCACGGUCAUUGUGGGGAGAAGGAGGCAGAAGUGCAAUGAUAGACGACGUAGAGAGAGAGACUUUCCUGCGUGUGUCAACAUAUUUAGACUGUCAGAGAUAAAAAAUAGUGGAGUAGUGGUCAUAGUAAUGCUGGGUGACAAAAAUGAUCCAUGCCAUAUCUCCUUUGGAAAAACUCCUUGUAACACUGCAUCACAGAUAGUGCGUCUUACAGAAUAGUUUUUCUGGUGUGCUGUGUUGAAAGUGUUGAAUGCUAUGUCACGCAGAGUGGGCAAGUAUAUCCAGUUCCCACGCAUUUGGGACGCAGUAAAUAACAGAAAACACAGCAGGUCUUGGUGACUGUCGAAUUUUGGAGACUUGAACUGAGUGCUGCAGAGCUCCUUGUCUUGAAGCUCGUGAUUUAUUUUGUUUUUCUGGGAAAUGACGGUUUUCAUAAAUAAUGAGGUCAAACACGGAACAGACAAAAAAAAAUACUGUUUGUCUUAUUGAUUUUAAUCCUUUGUUGAUUUGUUGUAUAUCUUCUUGCAUCUUUAAAGCACUUUGAAUUGCCUUGUGUAUAAAUGGUGUUAUAUAAAUAAACCUGCCCUGCUCAGCUUUUAUGCAGUUCCCCAAAACAAUAUGUGCAACGACAUAGCUUUGAACUUUACUUUUCCAUCUACGAUCACUUAACCCUCAUAAAGUCGCCAUGGUAACAGCUGAUAGCACAUGCAAUAUCCUCGUAUAAAGAGGGUGGUCCGCACCACUUUUGCACCUGUGAUCAAUUGCGCAUGCAAUGAUAGUGGCUCACCCUCAACACGCCCACUAAUAGGGCAUGCAAUUUUUUAGUUUGCACAUGCAAUUUAGUGUUCGCUAUUUGGGAUCUUAGUAGAUCAGGCACUAAGUGUUACAUCCUGUCAAAGCCUGGUACUGCAGAUGUUUUUUGCACCAUAGAAGAAUUGGAUGUCCAAAACUUUCUGUAUCUGAAGUCACUGUCAUUAUCCUCUCUGCCUGCAGUUCUAGCUACACAGAUAAUUUGUCUGGAUGUCCUGUAUAGCAAUUGUAAAGAGGUCUGCAACUAAGGGGUCAUUUUUGACUCUGGUCUGACCCACUUUGUGGACCACCGAUACAAAUAAAGGAACUUUCUGUCAUUGUGCAGAUGCAGAGUGUCUUCAGAGAGCAGUGGAGGGCAGAGCUGCCUCUGAUGAAGAGGAGGAGGAUAGAGGGAUGACUAAAGAAGUCCACUUCAGCCCACCAGAAAUGAAGAAGCUCAUCAGCCAACAACACGACUGUGCCAAAAGGUGAGCCGCCGCCAUCCAGCGCGCUCAAACAAACGUGUGCAUGUUUUUCAGUUUUAGAGGUGACAUCUUUUUUCUGUCAAGGUGUAAGAGCAGUGUGGUCCAUCAACAUCCCUCCCUGUCUAGCAGUCCUGACAGAAACCUCAUCAGCACUUUAAAGGACAGCAGGGGGCGCCAUACAUGGAAUUCAGGACUCAGCCAAGAGCAGUUGCAGAGGAGAUGCUCUGUAAAAGAAAAGGUGAGCGAAAGAGAGGAUGAUGCCUAAUUUAAUAAAAAAAAAUUCAACCACAUUGGAUUAAAAGCUGAAGCACAUUCAUUUCAGGUGUUCUAGGUGUUAUUUGGAGCUUUUCAUGGAUUCAUUUGUACUUUUUUCUUCGCUAGAAGCCCAAAGAAGAGGAGGAGAAAACAAGACCGCAGGAGGAGGAGAAAGAAAAGACUCGUCUGUCUUUACUGGAGGAUAAACUGGCAGAUGCACUCACACUGCUGCUGCAGCUACGCAACAAGGUUCAUACAAAACACACAUUAUUGUUUACCUUUGCCAUACAUGUAGAGCUCUUCAAGAAUUGUUGAUGGCUGUAUUGAGUAUUUGAUAUCAUGGGUCACAUGACGGCCUGAGCAAAAACAGCGAUGUGUACUAUAUUUAUUCAUCUAUUUAUCUUUUUAUUUAGGCAGUUUGUAUAUGUAUGUAUAAUGUAUAAUUGUGAUAUUGAUGGAAAAGAAAACUGACAGACAGGAGGAAGGUAGAGCAUUACAUCCACUUCUUUAUAAACUUUACUUAUAAGUGCAGUUAUCUAACAAGUCACCAUCUGUUUUUGAUAAUAUUUAAAUUCUGCUUUUUUUUUCUCUUAUCUUUCUCCUCCAGAACGUGUCCCGCAGAGCCCUGGAAAAGAUUGUGAUGGACACUUUGGAUGUGUGCAGCAGGAGUGGAGAUGGUAUGUUUCUCCUAAAUCUUUCUUUUGGAUCUUGGUCUUCAUGUUUUAGUGUUGUGUGUGUAGCUCACUAUCUUUCCAUCUAGGUCCAUCCCAGGUCCUGCAGGUAGCUGACGCUCUCUGUCUGCAGCUGUCCUCAAGGGAUCUCUUUGGAAAUGGGGCAGAGUCUGAAGCAGGAGACACUGGGGAGAAACUACUGGCUCCAUCUUCAGGCUGUCAAAGCAGUGGUGUCAACCCUCUGCUCAUCUCCUGUUAAAUAUGCUACAACUGCAGCACUUAUUUCAACUGAUUUUUUUUUUACUCUUUUUUUAUUUGUGGCUUUUUGCACCUCUGUAAAUUUCUUAUUUUAGC
This is a messenger RNA of Xyrichtys novacula (pearly razorfish), 7496 nucleotides long. NCBI's taxonomy places the organism in Eukaryota, Metazoa, Chordata, Actinopteri, Labriformes, Labridae. The record is from the annotation of a GenBank genome assembly.